Scleropages formosus (Asian bonytongue) is the source of this 2373-nucleotide messenger RNA. RefSeq names its product microtubule-associated protein, RP/EB family, member 2 (gene mapre2). NCBI's taxonomy places the organism in Eukaryota, Metazoa, Chordata, Actinopteri, Osteoglossiformes, Osteoglossidae. The record is from RefSeq and is a predicted model, not a curated record. Gene Ontology annotation, molecular function: microtubule binding. The coding region runs from base 152 to 1177 and encodes 341 amino acids. The transcript has 7 exons.
UUGUUUCUGCGUUUGACGUCACCGAGGAGGGGGACAUUCGCGAGUGAGCAAGCAGCGAGCUACGCGAACAACAGCAGUAGAGGCAGCGGCACCGAGGUUCUUUUCCGCACUGCGAGCGAACGUUGAUUUGUUCCGUUUCCAGAGAGCCCCAAUGCCUGGUCCCACCCAAGCACUGUCCCCAAAUGGAGAGAAUAACAACGACAUCAUCCAGGACAAUGGAACCAACAUCAUUCCAUAUAGAAAAAACACAGUGAGAGGAGAGCGCGCCUACAGCUGGGGGAUGGCAGUCAACGUGUAUUCUACCUCAAUAACCCAGGAGACUAUGAGCAGACAUGAUAUCACUGCAUGGGUCAAUGAUAUCUUGUGUCUAAACUACACUAAAGUGGAGCAGCUGUCAUCAGGUGCUGCCUACUGCCAGUUCAUGGACAUGCUCUUCCCUGGCUGUAUAAGCCUGAAGAAGGUGAAGUUUCAGGCUAAGCUGGAGCAUGAAUACAUUCACAACUUCAAGCUACUGCAGGCCUCCUUCAAGAGGAUGAAUGUGGACAAAAUUAUUCCUGUGGAGAAGCUGGUGAAAGGCCGGUUUCAGGAUAACCUUGACUUCAUCCAGUGGUUUAAGAAGUUCUUUGAUGCCAACUAUGAUGGCAAGGAAUACGAUCCUGUGCAGGCCCGGCAGGGACAGGAUGCCAUUCCUCCUCCUGACCCUGGGGAACAGAUCUUCAAUCUUCCUAAGAAGUCCCACCAUGCAGCCAGUUCCCCCACGGCAGGUGAGUCCCACCACGCGGCCAGCUCCUCUACUGCAGGUGCAACCCGGGCUGCUGCAGCCCCUAAACCCUCUACACCAACAUCUAGACCCUCCUCUGCUAAAAAGAUCCCCCCAACAUCAGGUCCAGCGAAGGGUGAGAAGGAACUGGAGGCCCAGGUGGCCCAGCUCAACGAGCAGGUGAACACGCUGAAGCUUGCACUGGAAGGUGUGGAGAAGGAAAGGGACUUUUACUUCGGAAAGUUGCGGGAGAUUGAGCUGCUGUGCCAAGAGCAGGGCCAAGAGAGCGCCCAGUUUGUGGAGCGGCUAAUGGAGGUCCUCUACUCCACAGAGGAGCAGGAAGCAGCAGGAGAAUCAGGGGAGGACUUAGCGCGACCAGCCCAGGAGGAAGAGGAGGCCCAGCAGGAGGAGUACUGAUCCUGCAAUUCUACAUUCUGCUCUUUGUUUUGUGAGGACUGUUAUAAGCUUUGAUUUCUUCUUUAUUUUAUGUUUACUUUGACUCUCUGAGGAUUGUGCACAUACUCUCACGCAGCCCCUUCCUGUACCGAGUCAUUGCUGUCCAGCAUUUUUGUGCUUUUGUGACUGUUCAAGUAUGGCGUCCACCUCUCAUCGCUCCAUCCAGAGGACAGUCCCACUGUACCCUUCUCUGGCGCACUUCUCCCUGCUGCACAGCACCACGUCUCCAUUAGUCGCCCAUGUAAACAGUACCAGCUUCUUUCCUUUCAGUCACUGUGUACGACCAAAAUUGACAUGGUCUUAUAUUUAUAUGUAUUUCUGCAUAUCGGUCCUGUUUGUUACAAAUGAAUGCAAUAAGCAGAGCCCUGAAAGGCAUCUCUGAAUGGUUUUGUCCACCUUACUAGCAGACAUUUUGCAUAGUUUAGAGUAGGGUUUAAGAUACUCAGUACUCAGUGUUUUGCUUUAAUUUUUUCAUACAGCAUAUAGGAUGCAGAAUGCCAUGUGUUUGUUUGGGUGUGAUUUUCAUGUGAAUAAUGAAGACUCUACCAUUGUCCGAGUCAAUAAUAUAAUUUAGAAAAAUGCUGUCGUGGUUAUUACAAAAUCAGAGAGACUAAACUAUCAGUAAGGCUGAUAAAUGAGAGAUUCUUAUAAUUUUUUUUAGAUGUCUCUGAAAAGUUGUCACCAGUCAUGUCACUGGUUAAUGUGAUAUAGUAUGGUAUACCAGUAUGUUGUAUUACUUUGAAUUAUGCAUUUACUCUUACUAAAUUCCCUUGCUCACCUUAAUGCUUUGGUCAUGUGUAUAAAAUGGAAAGGAAUGUAAACAAAUGUACUGUUUAUAGUUAUACAUAGCAAAAAGAAAAAUGUAUUGGGGAUUGCUUAGAUGCGACACAUUUUAUUCUGAUGUAUCACACUCAUUAAGCCUUUUUCACAAUGUUGCAUGUUAGCAUUGGUCUUUUGUCUUUGUGAAUAACAAACUGCUUUAUCUUUUUACAUACUGUAUUUAAGAAAAAUGUUAAGUGAGGUGUGUUUUGUACGUUUAACCUGCCAUUUCAAAUAUAAAGAGAUUUGGAUGGAUUUGCUACAAUAAAACUACACCUUUGUUUCAAAAAUAAAUGGAGUCACUCCAAAUACUCCAUGUGUGGUGGAUGAUUGGAUUG